This is a messenger RNA of Gongylonema pulchrum, 1032 nucleotides long. NCBI's taxonomy places the organism in Eukaryota, Metazoa, Nematoda, Chromadorea, Rhabditida, Gongylonematidae. The record is from the annotation of a GenBank genome assembly.
AUGGGAAUGCUUGCAACAGGAUAUUGUGAUGUUGGUAUUGCUGGUGGCGUUGAGUUACUCUCCGAUGUGCCAAUACGAUACAAUCGAAAGGCUCGCUUAGCGAUGCUUUCGUUAAAUAAGGCAAAGAAAAUUCCGGACAAAUUGAAGUUUGCAAAAGAUAUUGCUGUAAAUUUCUUCAUGCCCGAACUGCCGGCUGUUGCCGAAUUCACUUCCGGUGAAACGAUGGGCCAUAGCGGUGACCGACUUGCUGCUGCUUUUGGAGUCUCCAGGCGUGAACAAGAUGAAUAUGCCGUUCGAUCGCAUACAUUAGCUGAGCGUGCCACCAAAGAGAAUCUUUUAACAGACGUUGUGCCUGUUUUUGCUCCCGGCAAUCAACCAGCAGUGAUAAGAAAAGACAACGGAAUUCGCGUUUCAUCGGUGGAAAAAUUGGCAGAGUUGAAGCCGGCAUUCGUCAGACCUCACGGGACAAUUACCGCUGGUAAUGCUUCAUUUCUCACCGAUGGUGCUUCGGCAGCAUUGAUAAUGACGGAGGAUUAUGCGCUGAAGAAAGGCUAUAAGCCAAAAGCUUAUCUACGUGAUUUCCAGUACGUAGCGCAAGAUCCAAUAGAUCAGCUUCUUCUUUCUCCAGCUUAUGUCAUACCAAAAUUGCUGGACAAAGUUAGAUUGACUUUAAAAGACAUCGAUGUUUUCGAAAUUCAUGAAGCUUUCGCGGGACAAAUCCUCGCCAAUUUAAAUGCAAUGGAUUCAGAUUACUUUUGUAAGAGACGUGCCGAGUUUCGUGAUUUCACUGCUUGUGUUUUUCAGCAAAUGCUGAAUCGGUCCGGUAAAUAUGGUCGCAUACCGGAAGAAAAAUUGAACUGUUGGGGAGGCAGUCUUUCACUGGGGCAUCCGUUUGGUGCAACGGGAGUACGUUUGGUGUCACAUGCAGCAAAUCGGUUGCGACACGAAAAAAAGCAUCUGGGACUAGUGGCUGCAUGCGCUUCUGGAGGGCAUGGCGUUGCAAUGCUAAUCGAAAAUUAUCCAGGCAGUUAA